Thlaspi arvense is the source of this 288-nucleotide messenger RNA. The record is from the annotation of a GenBank genome assembly. Lineage: Eukaryota; Viridiplantae; Streptophyta; Magnoliopsida; Brassicales; Brassicaceae.
AUGGCUUUGGUGAGAAGUCUCUUUGUUGCAAAGAAGAUUUUUGGAGGCUCCUUAGCAGGAACGAGGAAAUCAACUUCAGCACCAAAAGGGUUUCUUGCGGUGUACGUCGGCGAAAACCAGAAGAAGCAGAGAUACUUAGUGCCAGUUUCUUACUUGAAUCAGCCUUUGUUUCAAGCUCUUCUCAUUAAGGCCGAGGAAGAGUUCGGAUUUGAUCAUCCGAUGGGCGGUUUGACGAUCCCUUGUCCUGAAGAUACCUUCCUCACUGUAACUUCUCGGAUCCAAGGAUGA